GGCGCUACGACAACAAUCCCCUCGCCGGUCCUUACUUGCCGCCCUUGCUCCUGCUGCUGCGGGUCACAGGCUUCCAUUUAUCAUCAUGGACAGCAGCGGCAGGUCUUUGCGGCUGCUCACCCACCAUCUCUCCUCUACGGCUUCCCAAAGUGCUGUGCACACGGUGCCCUCAUCCCACCCCGGGUACGAAGACACUGUCCCUUCUGCGUCCACAUCGUCCUCGCCCUUCCUCGCUCAAAGCGCUGCCGCCCAAUUCUACCUUCAUGGCGACGAUGACAACAACAAUGGCCAUGACAAUGAAACCGGCGCGAGCCUCAUCGUUCUUCGAACUCUGGAACAGGGUUACGUCCUCGAAGUCAGCUGCCUACCAUGCUCGGAAGGGCCAGUCCACCCGUUCUCAUCGCCAUUCCCCCAGCGUUUCCUGUUUCCGGCACCCCUCUUGAAUUCCAUGGCGAUAUCUCCCGAGAUGGCCUCAAACAAAGUCUACGUAACGGUCAUGACCGCGACAGGCUGGCUGUACCGACUCUGCUUCCCGCUUCACGGCAACAGCAUUGGUGAUCCGACGCACGAUGAAGACUGGACGACGGAGCAUCGGAUUGCGAGCAUAGCCAGCCCCAGCAGCUCUUCUGCAGCUGUAGAACUCGGCGGUCGUACUCCAACUUCCCUUCACGCCAUUGAAGCAGGAAUGCUUCUCGUCGCUUGCAAAGACGGCACAUUGGUCAAGCUGGAACAAAGUCGAGCAACGGAUGGGUCAGGCGAAUACCAAGGUCCCUUCCGGGAGAGUCUCCUUCGCUCUGCCUCGUUCCUCAAGGGCUUUACUCAGUUCUUCUCGAGGUCUUCUCCGUCCUCACCAGCUCCUGUGUCAGUCUCGAACACAAGCUCAGACACCUCGGCGCCCUCUCAUGUCAUUGCAAUGGCCACACAUCUGCGCGAAGAUGCAUCAGCGCUCGGCUUUUGUCUGUCCCGCGACCGCAAAUUGAGAGCAUGGGACCUCGUCACAGACACCUGCCUGCGUACCAUUGAGUUGCCGACAGCAGCUGGAGAAUACACUAGUCAUGAGGAGAUACCCGCCUUCAAUUCCGAGGGGCCUCUGAGACCUCUCAUCCGGACCUUUGCAGCUGGCAAGGAGGACGUAUAUGAUUACGCGCUCUAUCUCCUCGUCUAUAUUCCUGCGCCAUUACCUUCAGGUUCUUUCUUCGCCCUAUAUGGAGUGGAGGUAUUACAAGAAGAUGUCAAAGCGUUGGUCCGCAAGGGAGAGCCAUCCGUUGCCGCUUCAUCAUCCGGACUAGGAGCUCUCCGCCUCGUGUGGCAGAAGAGAUGCCAUCCAGAGACCAGGAACUUGCGAGUCGAAUUGAGAGAUGCUUGCGUGACAGGUACCACUGCGGACUCUCUUGCUAUGUGGUCACUAUGGGACGUCGCCGGGAGGACGGUCCUCCACAACGUCACCCUGAAUCUAGAUGACGACGCUGAUGACAAUGAGGUCGAAGCUUGGUCUGCUAUUCCGUAUGACACAUCUUCGACGUACGCAGCCCUCUACGGUCCGCGCUUCGAUAGCCUACUCUCCAGUGAUACUGGAACUCCGGAGAGCAUAGCAAAACUUUUCCUCUCUCUCAUCUACGAGGCCGGUCGAUAUUCAUCCGCCUCCCUUUCAUGGGCUUUGGAUACGUAUAGCGCGACUCUCCGGACCGAAACAAUAAUCUCACCAACAGCGGAAGACAUUGCUACCAUUGUAGCAAGUGGCAUCGAGCUACGCAGCGAUACUAAGACGGGGGCGCUCUUAUAUCCGCAGUAUCUUGAUCAGAUUCGUCGAGAAUGGAGGCGCUUUGCUGGUCUGUUGGAGGAGGUAGAUACCCAGGGAAGAUGGCCAGUGUCGCUAGUCCCAACGCAUCCCACAUCUAUUCCUGGAAUCCUCAUGCGAGACCGCUUGCUCUUCGCAGCCGAGCAGUCGCUAGUAGAUGCCGCGCAAACGUUCGAUAGGUACCCUGUUGAUCGGACGUACCUUGCUGCUUCCCUCGGCGCCUUCUAUGCGUCAGCGUCAGGCUCACGCAGAGAAGGCCAAGCACGUAGAGACGACUUGGGGUCUGCUUCGAUGGAGGCGAUCGAGUGUGCCACGGCACUUCUUGAAGCUAUCGCACCCAAUGCUGUCGCAUCACUGCUCACGCAAAUCGAUGCACUGGCCUCUGCGCCGCUCGAGAGCGAUCUUCUGGAAGCCACACUUGACAUGUGGGAUGGCGCAGUUGGAACGGGGGACAGUCUCGCUGUGAGCAGCGUUCGGAUGAGACUGCAGGCUGUUUAUGCUUCCAGAGUUGCUGUCGUCUUGCCUCCUCAGGCGAUCUCGGACGAUGUCGCAUGGGAGAUGUCUGCAUUGGAACCAGCACUCUGGGCCUUGACCGAUCUGCUCACAGAUGCGGCUGGAUCCACCGCUCCAUACGAACCCGCGCAGCCUGUUCAACCGAGCACCGCAAUAGGCCGCGCCCUGACCGCGGAUGGAACAUAUCAAUCCUUGCAAGCGCGGUUGAACUUGGCCCGCUCGUUGACUGUCCUCGUGCUCUUCCUUCACGCCACGCAAGAAGACUUUACACGCUCAUUCGAACGCCUUCCUCUUCUGCUGGGCCGUCUGAUCAGCAUUGGUCACGGCCUUUCCGUUCUGGUCCAGCUGUCUGACUGUCCAGGCGCAGUUGAAGCUAGUGCAGAUGGGUCUGGCCACGACGAUGAGGGUACCGCCGUUGUUGAGCGAAUGAAGCAGCUGCGGGUAGGAAGGGCCCAUGGUCAGGUGCCAGAGGACUCAGCAAACCUUCUCCACAAGAUCAUCUCGCUCGACUUGCUUCCUUCCCACCAUCGGCGCCGCGACGCGCAUAGUGAGGUUCCAGGGCAGCCGCAAUCUAUCGCUGCCUCCAUUGCUUCCGCAGUGGCUUCCCUUGGGAUCACUGACAUUGGCGAGCGGUCUAUCGGCCCUUCCGCAUCGAUGCCGUCAACGAUUGGUCUGUUGGCUCACCGGCUUGUUGAGACCGGCCAUCCAUCGGCUGCGUUGCAACUCGUCGAGGCUUUCCCGACCACUGCUGCCGCGCAAUAUGUGGUGGGCAGGGCUCUUCUUGCCACAGGCGUCCUUCACGUUCAGGCUGCCGAGGCUUUCCUCGACGUUCUUCCGGCUCUGCUGUCCUUGUCGCCGCCAGUCACGGAAUCUUCCACUCAAGAGGCUUCGCGACUUCUCCUGAGUACUCUGCCAUCUUCUGUCUCGGGUGGUGGUGGCUCAAAAGAUCACUUGCUGUCGGGCUACUAUCGUCACAUUGCUGAUCUCUUUGAGGCAAUCGGUGCAGACGCGCAAAUUGCUCUGUUCACUCGCCUCGCUGUGGAGAACCUGCGCAAAGUCGACCCUACUUCUGACACUCUGUCUGACCUCUACUUCCGACAAUUCCGGUCCGAGCUUGCGCUGCAACGAUUCUCCUCUUGCUAUGCCAUAGUCAUGGAGAUGGCAAGCGUAGAAAUUGUACUUCGCAGAGACUGCCUACGGACACUUGUGUCGGCCAUGUGUGAGGCAGAUCAAGUCUCUCUCCUUCUUUCAUACAACUUUGCAGGUCUUCAGACCGAAGUUGAACGCAACCUCAGUUUCAAGGCGCGCAACUGUGAUCCAAGAGCUCUUACGGGGCCUAAUUACUAUCACAUCCUCUACUCUUACCACAUGCAGCGAGGCGACUUCACUAGUGCUGGUGCAGUCAUGUAUCAACAAGCUCACCGUUUGGCAGAUGCACAUCACUCGGUUGCUGGUGUUCGGGCUGUGGAAAGCUAUCUCAAACUCGCUGUUGCCCAAGCUCGGAGUUACCUGGCUGCAAUCAAUGCCCUCUCACUGCUCGCCUCAAAGGACGCCUGGUUCGCCAAUGCUGUCAUCAACAAGGCCAGCAACGGCGAAGCUGGACACCACGGCUCUGCCCCACUAUCAAAUUUUGUUCCGGUCCAACAUUGGCAACCGGACUCAAAGGAGCUGGGAAUUGUGCGAGCGGACGACGUGAGGAGAGAAUACCACCUCGUCCUCGCGCGGCUGGAGCUUGUUCAGCUCUACCCUGAGCUGGCUAGCCCCACCAUGGCAUUGUCAGCCGCCGACGCAGUAGCUCUCUUUGUGCGUAACGAUCAGUACGACAAGGCAUUCUCCACAGCUCGAGCUCUCGGUGUGGACGAAAGCGGCAUCUUUUCCUCGCUUGCUCUGAAGUGCGCCCUGACUGCACACAUCGAAACAGAAUGUAUGAGUCUCCAAAAGGCAUUGCAGGCAACGUCAAACAUCGGAGGUGCUAAAAGUGGCGGAGAUGCUGCGACACAGAAGCUGCUUGCCGAUAUCAAUGAGGUCGACGAUGCCACCUUUGUAGAUACAUUCAAGGACGUCUUGACCGAAAGUGACAUUGCUACCAUCGCUAGCUGGUCCUUUUUGCAGUCUUCGCCCCGGACGUCUUCCUGGACCGGCCCGACUUCGACCCUUGCGUGGCGAUAUCUCAAGAUGCAUCUGGACACCUCUGGACCUGAUCCGAAGUAUCGUCUGGUCGUCUUGCAUCGUCUGCUCCUCCUCACUACUUCGGAAGGGCAACGACUCGAUGUGCCCCGAUGGCUGAUCACCUGGUUCGAAGAGAACCGAUCAGAUCUUCUCAUUGCUGCUUACAUGAGGGGAGGAUUGGGUAGUGAUGCCCUCCGAGCUGCAUUGCAAUGGCUCAAGCAGUCCACGAAGCAUCUCGAUGGCGUAACAGACGUAUCGACAGUGGGGAGUGUAGCCGCUCAACAACAAUUCGUGCCCUACCUACUGUUGGAUGGCGUACUUCAAAUGGCAGGACAGCCUGGCGGGACCAAAGACGAUGAUGCUGGCGCUCUCGUGGCGGAGCUGAAAAAGGAAAUGACGCAACGCAGGAUGGGCGUGUUGGACGAGAAAUGGAGGGGAGCGAGGAAGUGGGCGGAAGAGAAGGAGAGGCGCCAAAACGCAGCAACUGCGACGACAGGGGCGGCAGGGACGAUGAUGGUAGAGUGGGAUUGAGGCUGCCAAGACACGUGUUGCGACUUCGGCACUGCACUCCCGGUGUGCCUGGCGGCUGGGGCGUCUACCCAAGCUGAGGGGU
This is a messenger RNA of Microstroma glucosiphilum, 5093 nucleotides long. RefSeq lists its product as hypothetical. The record is from RefSeq and is a predicted model, not a curated record. The transcript has 2 exons. The coding region runs from base 86 to 5011 and encodes 1641 amino acids. Gene Ontology annotation, cellular component: nuclear pore. Gene Ontology annotation, molecular function: structural constituent of nuclear pore. NCBI's taxonomy places the organism in Eukaryota, Fungi, Basidiomycota, Exobasidiomycetes, Microstromatales, Microstromataceae.